AUGUCCGACGCGCGCGCGCGCGGCGACGGGCGAGGCCGGCGGAGGGAGGAUGAGGAUGAUUUCGAGGACGAGCACUCCGAGGACGAUCGAGAGGAGGCGGACGAGCGCGUCGAGGACGAUCGAGAGGACGAUGCGCGGGAUCCGAGGGAGUACGUGUCGCCGGCGAUGAUUUUGCGGCGCGUGCGCGAGCGCUUGGCGAUGGCGGAUGCGCGCGUGACGACGAAUGAAAGAGGAGAGUUUGAGGAGCGCGACGAGCGCGCGGACGUCGGGCCGAGCGCGAUCGUGCGAGAAAACAUGAGAGUGUUGGAUGCGGAAUUGCGGAGAAUAGUGAAUUCGUUGAAGACGUCGCCGCAGGAGGACGCGAAGCGGCAGACGCUGAUGAAUAAGUUCAAGUCGAUGAUCGGCUCUCGGUUUGAGGGCGUGCGCGUGGCGCCGUUCGGGUCAUACGUGAGCGCGUUUCACUCCGCGGGGAGCGAUAUCGACAUUUCGCUGCAGAUAGAUAAGGAUGGUCCGUGGUACGACGAGAAAGAGGAGGCGCAGGCUCGAAGAUCGCAGCGAGGGGGCGUUCGGGCGAGGAGACAGCAGCGACAGGGCCGAACCAAGCGGGCGCAGCUUCUACGCAAGGUCGCGUCCGAGCUGCGCUACAGAAACUACAGAGACGUGCAGCUCAUCUCGAAAGCUCGAGUACCGUUGAUCAAGUUUAAGGAUCCGCACACUGGCGUCGCGUGUGACGUGUGCAUCGAGAACGACGGCGUGUACAAGAGCGCGGUGUUGGGCGUCAUCGCGGACAUCGAUCAGAGGUAUCGAGACUUGGUCUUCUUGAUCAAGCUCUGGGCCAAGCACUACGAUGUCAACAACGCCCUGGAAGGUUCGUUCAACUCUUACUCGCUGUGCUUGCUCGUGAUGCACCACUUGCAGCGAAGACGAGUGCCCGUUUUGCCGCCGACUAUGCAGCUCACUCUGCCUCGGUGGGAGCUAGUGCAGUCGGAGGAGAAGGAGCUUGACGAGCACGUCUCGUGUGAAGACGAUGAAUUUGACACGUGGAAGGUUAGCAAGGCCAGAGUCGUGAGCGACGCCUCUCGGGACAUUGCGGCAGUCAAAUACAGGGCGGACAAGUUGUUCGUCGGAUUCGGAAAGCACAACACAGAAACAUUAGCUGAGCUCUUCGUGAGCUUUUUUGCGCAGCUGUGCGCUGUCAAGGGAUUUUUUAGAAAUGCCCUGAAUGCGUCGACUUAUCACGGUCGUUUCAUCGUGGGUAGCUCGUGGAAUGCGUUCAAGUAUCCGUUGGGUGUGGAGGAUCCUUUCGCAGCAGGGGAUAACGUCGCGAGAGCGGUACAGAUGCGCACACGAGAUUACGUUUUAGGCGCUUUUCCGGCGGCGUGCGCGGAAUUGCAUCGCAUACUCCACGCGUCAGACGAGACGCAAUUCAAGCAAUCGUUGCUCAAGCUGCUCGGAAAUGGGAUUCGGCCGGCGCUGGGUUUGCCGGCGCAGAGUGCGCAGAGGGUGCCCCCGACGCCGCCCGGUAUGCCAGCGGCGCCAGGUGUGGACGCGCAGCAACAACAGCAACUGCUGAUGAAUGCGAUGCAAGCUCUCAACAAGGGCCACGCGGGCGCGGAAGAACUCAUUGCGAUGUUGGCUCGUCAAGGAAUUCGCCCUGGUCCGCCGUUGGCGGCGGGCGAACCUCAACAGUUCGUCUCUGAGCAGAUUCUCAAGGGUCGACAGGAAGCUUUGUUGCGAGAAGCGGAAGAGCGUCACGCCGUGCGGCUCCCCGUGGCGAGUCUCUUUGGGCAGCAACCGCAAUCGCAACCGCAACUGCAGCAACCGCAACUGCAGCAGCAACAACUGCGGCCCGGACUAAAUCUACCGCCCGGUUUCGGCCCGAAAACAGCCACCGGCACAGGGGUCUCGAUGCAAAUGCCGUCGUUUGGCACGCCGAUGAGCGGCGCACCACCAACCUCAAGUGGUGGUCUCGGCGGUGGCUUGGGCGGCGGCGUGUUCUCAUCCAUCGCCUCCGGCGGCGGCGGUUUAUUCUUCAACGGCCCCACCAGAUCGCCCGUUCCGACGGGCGUGGACGAAAUUUCGCAGCACUUCGCCGCGGGCAUGUCCAUGAUGGGCGGCCUCGUCCACCCUCCGGCGCAAUCGCAGCCGCCGCCGCAACCGUCGCUCGAGUUUCCGCCGCCGAGAACCUCCGUCGCGCCUCCGGACGCGCGAGCUCAAAAUUCGCGCCCAGAGCUCCUUCGCACCACGAGCGGCGCCGCGAUCCCUAAACCGCGAACGUCCCGUUAG
Ostreococcus tauri is the source of this 2286-nucleotide messenger RNA. RefSeq names its product unnamed product. Gene Ontology annotation, biological process: RNA 3'-end processing. NCBI's taxonomy places the organism in Eukaryota, Viridiplantae, Chlorophyta, Mamiellophyceae, Mamiellales, Bathycoccaceae. Gene Ontology annotation, molecular function: nucleotidyltransferase activity. The transcript has a single exon. The record is from RefSeq and is a predicted model, not a curated record. Bases 1 to 2286 code for a protein of 761 amino acids.